Messenger RNA from Cetraspora pellucida, 2967 nucleotides. The record is from the annotation of a GenBank genome assembly. Lineage: Eukaryota; Fungi; Glomeromycota; Glomeromycetes; Diversisporales; Gigasporaceae.
AUGUUCAAUUCUUUUGAAGGCAAUUUUAAAACACGUCCAAAGAUAAAUCUUGGAGGCCAGAGAGUGCAAGAGGAUAAGUCAACUCUUAUAAAAAAGAAUAAGGAACAACGUCGUGAACGAGAUAAUGAGCGUUUGCGUCAGAAAUCAGCUGUAAAAAUACAGGCAUUUUAUCGCGGAAGAAACGUAGCUGGAAAUUUGCGCAAUAAAGAGCGUGCAGUAUGGGAUCAAAAAGCUGAAUCUAUUUUUCGUGCUGCUCAUAAUAAGUGGGAUGUAAAUGCCGCGACUUCUCUGGUUGAUCUUGUGCGCAAUUUUCUCUUUUUUUAUCGUCCGAACCACGAUAUCCAACGGGAACUAUGUUUGUGUCAGAUUUUGCGGAUGCAGAUGUUUGAUGUCGAAACAAUAUUUGUACCAUUUUAUUACGAAGAUUUACGCCAUACUUGGUUUCAUCAAUUGAAAAAACUUCUACUUAUAUUUCUCAAAAGUGUCGGAUCACAAUAUAUAUAUCGCGAUACCGAUAUAGUUGAUUAUUUAAAUAUUUUACUUUUGGCCGUAGAUGUCAAUAAGUAUAGACAAUUAGAAGAAGGUGGCAGAAGAAUAUCAUUGGAACUCCUAAAAUACCUUGUCAGUCAUGAUUUAUAUCUUGAAUUAAGAAACCAGUUUAUAAGUUUGGCAAUCGAAAACAAAGAUAAAAAUAAACAGAUGAUCAUACUGAUCGUAAAUCUCUCUCUUUACCCAUUCCAAAUCAUACCUACUUCUGAUCCUUAUGAUGCUUUUGCAUACGAAUCUUCUCUUAAAGAUUUCAUCACAUAUAUUUUUACCAUACCGCUAUUAGCGGACCGCAUUGAAGCUUUGGAACUUCUUUCUUCACGAAUGCCAUUGUACGAUAUCAUAUCGGCAAUUGCCCAAAAUGAUUGGAAUGCUGAACAAGGAAGUAUCUUGUUGACUCAACUAUUUGACGGUCCUUCAACGUCUAUUUUUGCUAAUACCGGACCAACUACUUGCAGACAAGACGACAUCAAAUUGUCCGAAGAACCACAAAUUGAUCCGAGCGUUUUAAAAUCGAUUUCCGUAUUAAUCGACGAACAACAUUUGGAAUCUUUGUUGGCGUUUGCGAAAUCUAGAGAUGUGAUGGCUUUACUCAAAAUUUCAUACUUUUUAACAACUUUGAUGAUUCGCUGGCCUUCAGAGAAAUCUGGCUUGUUAAGUAAAAUGGCGUACGGGAAGCUCUCCAUAUCAGAGAAUAAAUUAUCAAUUAAUUUAUUAUUUGAAGUGUUCAAAAGUACAGAUCUUGCGCGACUGUUGUUAAAUAGUCAACCUCUAUCAAAUAGUUUCAUUACAGAUACCGUAUUUGUUGAACAGUGGGGAAUGUUUUACCUGCUUUGCGAGUUAUUUAGUCGAAUUUUACUUCCUAUGGACGAUUACGAAUUCUUUGAUGGAAACAAAAGUCCUCUAAAGUUACCGGAGAUCAUCGAAAUGUCUACCUAUUUAAAGAAUAUAGCUUUUAUUUUAUAUUGGAACAGUCCCCAAUUAAAAAUAAACAACGUUAUCGAAGGUAGUUGCAUUAAACCCAUUUAUCUUCGAGAAGUUGCCACAAAGUUGUUAAAACAGAUCCAUGCAAGAGAUUCUCGUCGGCGAUUCACACCAGAACGUCACUGGCUAAUGACAUCUGAAUUUGAUAUGAGCACUUUUGCCAAAAAUGUUGUCGCCGAAGAGCAAGAUCUUGAAAGAGAAAAUGAUAAAGUAAUUAUGGACAAGCGACAGGAAUCCGUUAGUCCGCGCCUUGGAGUCCUUCACAAUAUUCCUUUUGUGAUACCUUUUGAUGAACGUGUUAAAAUUUUUAGACAAUUUAUUCGUAAUGACCGUGAGCGCCAUAUUCAUGCCAUAUUUGAACCUCGAACACGUGUGACCAUUCAUCGAAGUAAAAUAUUCGAGGAUGGAUUCGACCAACUUAACGCCAUGGGUGCCAGAUUGAAAAAUCCUGUUGCUAUUCAAUUUAUUGACGAAUUUGGGAUUCAAGAAGCUGGAAUAGACGGUGGUGGUUUAUUUAAAGAAUUUCUGACCUCAUUGACGCGGAUAGCUUUUAAUACAGAGUAUGGGUUGUUCCUUAGUACAAAUGAACAACUUUUGUAUCCAAAUCCACAUAGUUAUGCGCGUCAUGAAACGCAAUUACGUUACUAUGAAUUCCUUGGUCGCAUAUUGGGAAAAGCUUUAUAUGAAGGAAUUCUGGUUGACGCGGCUUUCGCUGGUUUUUUCCUGAACAAAUGGUUGGGAGAGCGGUCAUAUUUGGACGAUUUACCAUCUGUUGAUCCAGAAUUGUAUCAAGGCUUGGUUUAUUUGAAAAAUCAUAAAGGAGAUGUAGAGUCUGAUUUAUCAUUGAAUUUUACUGUAGUAGAUAAUGAGUUUGGAAAAUCACGGACUAUUGAAUUAAUCCCCGGAGGCAGUGACAUUCCAGUCACUAAAGACAAUAGAAUUAACUAUAUUUAUAAAAUGGUCAAUUACAGGUUAAAUGUUCAAAUAGGUUUGCAAUGCCAGGCAUUUUUUCGCGGUUUAAUAGAUUUAAUUGAGCCUAAAUGGUUGAAAAUGUUUAAUCAGCAAGAGUUACAAAUUCUUGUGGGAGGGGCGUACAUUCCUAUUAAUAUGGAAGAUUUACGACAAAACACUGUGUACGCUGAUUACAAAGAGGACGAUCCCGUCAUUAUCAAUUUUUGGAAAGUCGUAUCUGAAUUUUCCGAGGAACAAAAGCAAAAAUUAAUAAAAUUUGUUACAUCUUGUUCUCGACCUCCUCUUCUUGGUUUUAAAGAACUGAACCCAAAGUUUAGUAUACGUAAGGCUGGUACUGGUGCAAGAUUGCCAUCUUCAAGUACAUGUGUAAAUUUGCUUAAAUUACCGGCUUAUCCGGAUGAAAACACUCUGAGGCAAAAAUUAUCAUAUGCCAUUAAUGCUGACGUUGGAUUCGAUCUUUCUUAA